AUGGUUCAAUCAAAACGCAUUGUGGCUGCUCUGGCCUACCUCAUCAAUAUUGGCGUGAGCGGUAGCCCAUGCAAGCCACACAACCCGACUGCUACAACUGAGACAGCUUCUUUUGUUACUUCUCAAUCAACAGUAUCAGGAUCAUCUACCAUACUACCGUCUGCUACCAAGACCGGGUCGGUUACGGAAUCCACUGUUUUAAUCGAGUCCACCGCUGCCAUCGACACUACUACUGUUAUCGAGGCUUCAACGACCGGUUUCUCUUCAACAAUCGAGACAACAACUACCGCUGUAGCCACCACGUCUUCUGCUGCUGCCGAGAUCCCUUGCGCCAACCAAAUCUAUCGUGGCAACGCUUUGAGUCGUGGCUACAAAGAAACUGAAGCCGCCAGUGAGCAGGAAUGCUGGGAGAACUGUGUUGAUGACGAGAACUGCAACUCUUGGUUCUACCUUACAGCAGGUGCUUGCAACCUGUACACAGAUACCUUGUCUCAGUUCAGCACCCCUUCUAACGAAGAGGGUCUCCUGAUUGGAUCGCGCAACUGCUCUCCUCGAGACUAUGAAGAGUGUAAUGAUAACAUUGGCUUUGGUUGGAUCGAUAAACAGCCUGAUGAUCAUACCAGCAACGUCCUACUCGAAACCGACUGUGCUCAUCUGUGCAUGAAGAACGGCCUUUGCGAUGUUUGGCAAUACGACAGUCUCUCGCAGACUUGCAACAUGUUCUCUGGUUCCUUUUCCGACAUAGCCACUCUAGACUCUGAAGGUACAGCAAUCGGCAGAAAGAUGCUCAUCGGUGCACGAAGCUGCUCUUCUGACUUCUUUAAACCUGUACUUGGGGCAUGUAAUGGGGAGAUGGCAUGGGGUAAUAAUUGGCCACAACCUUACAGAUCUUUCAAUCAGUACAGCACUGUUGCUACAUGUGCGCGAGCCUGCUCGAUUGACCCCAUGUGCUUAUCUUGGUAUGUUUGGGAUGGUCACGGGGAUUGUGAAUUCUCGCAGCUUGUUCUCUGGAGAGAUGCAACCGAUAUCGCUACUGCAGGCUCUCGAAACUGUGGUGUUCCUUGA
Messenger RNA from Fusarium musae, 1065 nucleotides. RefSeq lists its product as uncharacterized. The transcript has a single exon. The coding region runs from base 1 to 1065 and encodes 354 amino acids. The record is from RefSeq and is a predicted model, not a curated record. NCBI's taxonomy places the organism in Eukaryota, Fungi, Ascomycota, Sordariomycetes, Hypocreales, Nectriaceae.